This is a messenger RNA of Myotis davidii, 2270 nucleotides long. It is a transcript of the gene PAICS, whose product is annotated as phosphoribosylaminoimidazole carboxylase; phosphoribosylaminoimidazolesuccinocarboxamide synthase. The record is from RefSeq and is a predicted model, not a curated record. Lineage: Eukaryota; Metazoa; Chordata; Mammalia; Chiroptera; Vespertilionidae. Gene Ontology annotation, biological process: 'de novo' IMP biosynthetic process. Bases 149 to 1426 code for a protein of 425 amino acids. The transcript has 9 exons. Gene Ontology annotation, molecular function: phosphoribosylaminoimidazolesuccinocarboxamide synthase activity.
UGGAACCGAGCGCCGCUCCGGGUAACGCCGCGCUGCCGGGGGCGUGUCUCUGCUCCGCGCCUCCCGCCCUCGCCCCGUGAGCCUCUCUGACCCCUCCUCCUUUCCGGAGUCCCGCGUCUCGGCCGCCGCUCCCAGCCCACCCGGGAUAAUGGCGACAGCUGAGGUACUGAACAUUGGUAAAAAGCUCUAUGAGGGUAAAACAAAAGAAGUCUAUGAAUUGUUAGACAGUCCAGGAAAAGUGCUCCUGCAGUCCAAGGACCAGAUUACAGCAGGAAAUGCAGCCAGAAAGAAUCAUCUGGAAGGAAAAGCUGCAAUCUCAAAUAAAAUUACUAGUUGUAUUUUUCAAUUGUUACAGGAAGCAGGUAUCAAAACUGCUUUCACCAGAAAAUGUGGGGAGACCGCUUUCAUUGCACCUAAGUGUGAAAUGAUUCCAAUCGAAUGGGUUUGUAGAAGAAUAGCAACUGGUUCUUUUCUCAAAAGAAAUCCUGGUGUCAAAGAAGGGUACAGAUUUUACCCUCCUAAAGUGGAGAUGUUUUUUAAGGAUGAUGCCAAUAAUGAUCCACAGUGGUCUGAGGAACAACUCAUUGCUGCAAAAUUUUGCUUUGCUGGACUUGUUAUAGGCCAGACUGAAGUGGAUAUCAUGAAUCAUGCUACACAGGCUAUUUUUGAAAUACUGGAGAAAUCCUGGUUGCCCCAGGACUGUACACUGGUUGAUAUGAAGAUUGAAUUUGGUGUUGAUGUCACCACCAAAGAAAUUGUUCUUGCUGAUGUUAUUGAUAAUGAUUCCUGGAGACUCUGGCCAUCAGGAGAUCGAAGCCAACAGAAAGACAAACAGUCAUAUCGUGACCUCAAGGAAGUAACUCCUGAAGGGCUCCAGAUGGUAAAGAAAAAUUUUGAGUGGGUUGCUGAAAGAGUAGAGUUGCUUCUGAAAUCAGAAAGUCAGUGCAGGGUUGUAGUAUUAAUGGGCUCAACUUCUGAUCUUGGUCACUGUGAAAAAAUCAAGAAGGCUUGUGGAUAUUUUGGCAUUCCAUGUGAACUUCGGGUGACCUCUGCCCAUAAAGGACCAGAUGAAACGCUGAGAAUUAAAGCUGAGUACGAAGGGGAUGGCAUUCCUACAGUCUUUGUGGCAGUGGCAGGCAGAAGCAAUGGUUUAGGACCAGUGAUGUCUGGUAACACUGCAUACCCAGUUAUCAGCUGUCCUCCCCUCACUGCAGACUGGGGCGCUCAGGAUGUGUGGUCUUCUCUUCGACUACCCAGUGGUCUUGGCUGUUCAACCAUACUUUCUCCAGAAGGAUCAGCUCAGUUUGCUGCUCAGAUAUUUGGAUUAAACAACCAUUUGGUGUGGGCCAAACUGCGAGCAAGUAUAUUGAAUACAUGGAUUUCCUUGAAGCAGGCUGACAAGAAAAUACGAGAGGGCAAUUUAUAAGAAAAGAACAUCGUUGCAUUUUUUUAGGAGAAAAACUAUAAUUUUCUAGUUUAUAGAAAUUAUAGAAAAAAACUAUAGCAAAAUUAUAGAAAAAAUUAAUUCUAAUGAAACUUACUAGUGAAUAAUUGCUUCUCUAGAUUCAUGGAUUAGUAGAAUAUAUGUACAUACCUAAAGACAUUUUAAAAUUAACCUCUUUCCUACUAUAUGGUCAUUGCUAGGUGGAUAACAAUCAAAUAGAUUCCUUAAAUGCUAAUCAUGUCCUAUUAUAGAGCUCUGAAGUUACUACUUCUAUCUCAACCCAUAAGUUCUAGACAGUUCAAGUGGCUUUAUUAAGAAUAGCUGAUAAAGGGCAAUACAGUUCUCUUCCUCAAUUUGAUCUUUACAAAAUUCUAAGGACAUGGUUUUUUAUUUGCAGUCAGUAUCUCAGAAAAUGGUGUGUAUCUUUAGCUAUUGAUGGACAUGUUCUGUUUUCAUUUUGAUUUUUUUUUUUCUGAAGAAAAGUUGAGAUUGAUGGGGAGGGGAGGGAAGACACAAAAUAAGAUGAAGAGGCAAUGUGAAAGCCAUGGAAAGGGAACUUUUCUGAGAACUUCUGAUGGGCGUCAGAGCAAUUUGCCAUGGAAAAAAAGUAGAGCUACCUUUGCCUCCAAAUGAAAAACUUAGUGAAUCUUACUUGGCUAUGGUGGGAAUCUAUGUGGGUCAUAAAAUUCUUUUAAUUCUGAUAAAACAUAUUUGAGCCACCCUAGUAAUCCCCAGUGUACCAUCAUUUUCAAAAAUUGGAAUCUCCCAGGUGAUAACCAUAACUAGUUUAUUUCUUAUAACAGAAUAAAUCUGAGCAGUGUACCCA